Molecule: messenger RNA, 1911 nt
Organism: Nicotiana tabacum (common tobacco)
Lineage: Eukaryota; Viridiplantae; Streptophyta; Magnoliopsida; Solanales; Solanaceae
Product: glucose-6-phosphate/phosphate translocator 2, chloroplastic-like
Biological process (GO): transmembrane transport
Cellular component (GO): membrane
Molecular function (GO): transmembrane transporter activity
Source: RefSeq, a predicted model, not a curated record
GCAAUCAAUGUCACAGUUGUACUUAUAGGAAUCAACGUCGUACCAAAUCUUCUUUCCCUGUCACCUCUCAGUUAUUGUCAAUGUCACCUAACCUACACACCUUUCUCAAUUCUACCGAAAAACUCUUUGUCCGAUUCUUCUAAACCAAAAAUCUAGCAAUUUCUUGACAUUUUCCAUAUACCCUUUUAAUCCCUUUAAACAUUAGUAUCAAAAUUUCUCUCAUUGUUUCAUCUUAAAGACUCAAAUUUUUAUCAGUUUAGCAAAAGAAAUUUGACAUGGCUUGUUCUAUAAAGCAAUCACCUUUAUCAAUCACACCUUCUGAUUUUAUUCCCAAAAGGGGUUUUAAUUUUAAUUCAAAUCUUGGAUUUUUACCAAAAAUAAAGAUUCAAAACUGUGAUUUUUCAACCAAGAAACCUCUCUACAUAUCAUGUGUUACAAAGUUUGGUUCUAUAUCAAGAAUUGGAACAAUAUGCAAAGCAUAUGAAGCUGAUAAAUCACAGCCUUUGGAUGUAAACAUUGAGUUACCAAAAUCAUCAGAGGCUGCUACUCAGAGGGUUAAAAUCAGUAUAUAUUUUGCUACGUGGUGGGCUUUGAAUGUUGUUUUUAAUAUAUAUAAUAAGAAAGUUCUUAAUGCUUAUCCUUUUCCUUGGUUGACUUCUACUCUAUCCCUUGCUACUGGCUCGUUGAUUAUGUUAGUUUCAUGGGUUACAAGAAUUGCUGAAUUCCCAAAAACGGAUCUUGAGUUCUGGAAAAAUCUGUUUCCGGUUGCAGUUGCUCAUACCAUUGGACAUGUAGCAGCAACUGUUAGUAUGUCUAAAGUUGCAGUUUCUUUUACUCAUAUCAUCAAGAGUGGUGAACCGGCUUUUAGCGUAUUGGUUUCGAGGUUUUUUCUUGGUGAAACUUUCCCGCUUCCGGUUUAUUUGUCGCUUGUGCCAAUUAUUGGUGGUUGCGCACUUUCAGCUGCUACUGAGCUCAAUUUCAACAUGACUGGUUUUAUGGGGGCGAUGAUAUCAAAUCUUGCUUUUGUGUUCCGGAAUAUAUUCUCAAAGAAAGGAAUGAAGGGGAAGUCUGUUAGCGGGAUGAACUAUUAUGCGUGUUUGUCCAUUAUGUCUCUGUUAAUUCUUACACCUUUUGCAAUUGCUAUGGAGGGCCCCCAGAUGUGGGCGGUCGGAUGGCAAAAUGCGCUCUCUCAGAUAGGACCCAAUUUUGUUUGGUGGGUGGCUGCGCAGAGUAUAUUCUAUCACUUAUACAACCAGGUGUCUUACAUGUCCUUGGAUGAGAUUUCUCCGCUUACGUUUAGCAUAGGAAAUACAAUGAAGCGGAUAUCUGUCAUUGUUUCCUCCAUCAUAAUCUUCCAAACACCUGUCCGACCCAUCAAUGCACUUGGAGCCGCCAUUGCAAUCCUAGGAACCUUCAUUUAUUCACAAUCAAAACAAUAAAGGCGAUCAAGAUCGACUGAGGAGAGGGAGAGUUACAAGAUGUUGCAGUUUAUUGCCUUUCUCGCGGUAGCUCAACCUUGUGUUAGAAGUUGGCCACUUUAUGAAAAUUAGAUCUGUGGUUUGCAUAUUAGUUUUGAAUUUGAAACCUCAGAUCAAAUUGUCACUUUCAAACUGGUCUAUUUUGAAAAAGUGGACAACUUCUAAUACGAGGUCAGAAAAAUGACUAUUUGUGGAAAUGAGCCCACUAAAUGCCGGCAUUGGGCUCAAGGCCCAUGAUCUAAUUAUGGCCCUUUUUUGUUAGGCCUGAAUUUUAUUGGGAUUGUUAUACAAAUAGCCGGUCUGAUUCAAUGUUUACUUUUUCUAGUCGAUAUACAUAUAUUAUAUUUCCGUUGGCUGUUUAUAGUUUAAGAUAUUAGGUGGGUGAUUAUUUGGAUUAAUUUUUCAAUUUGGAUUUGCACGAUUGUUUUACUCA